AUGGCCUGGCGCUCUUCCGGCGCCACUAACGCGGCCUUGAUCGACAACCUCUACGCCCACGGGCUCAUCACCUCCGACCGCGUCCGUAACGCAAUGAAAUCCGUCGACAGAGCCCACUACGCACCCCACGCACCCUACCAAGACUCCCCUCAAACCAUCGGCCACCGAGCCACCAUCUCCGCACCACACAUGCACGCCAACGCGGCGGAGUCACUACUCCCGUAUCUCAAACCCGGGAGUAAGGUCCUCGACGUGGGCAGUGGGAGUGGAUACCUGACGCACGUCCUGGCGGAACUCGUGAGACCUGGGGGCAGAGUCGUUGGUGUGGAACAUAUCCGAGAACUUGUCGAUCUGGGAACGGAGAAUACGAGGAAGAGUGCGGAGGGGAGGGAGCUGUUGGAGGAUGGGGGCAUUCGAUAUGUCAAAGCGGAUGGGAGGUUGGGGUUUCGGGACGAGGCGCCUUUUGAUGCGAUUCAUGUGGGUGCUGCGGCAGCGGGGCAUCAGCAGGAAUUGAUUGAUCAGUUGAAGAGUCCUGGGAGGUGAGUUUGGAGCUGUGACAAUACACUUGCUGUGAAUGUGCAAAAGGCUAUGAAGGAGCAUGUGUGAUCAGGCGGUGGUCUAGCAAGAGACGAUGCUGACGGGAAUGUGUCGUAGGCUUUUCAUUCCGGUUGAGGAGGCUUAUAUGCAGCAUAUCUAUGUCAUUGAUAAGGAUGAGGAUGGCAAUUCGACGAAGAAGAAGGAAUAUGGCGUGCAGUAUGUGCCGCUCACGGAUGCGCCGACGGACUGA
Messenger RNA from Lecanosticta acicola, 787 nucleotides. NCBI's taxonomy places the organism in Eukaryota, Fungi, Ascomycota, Dothideomycetes, Mycosphaerellales, Mycosphaerellaceae. The record is from the annotation of a GenBank genome assembly.